AUGUCGGCACCCGAGACGGCCCUGGGAGACCCGAACGAUCCCCAUACACUUCUGACAGCCGUUUUCCACUACUACUGCCGCUUUGGGAGGACUGGAGCCAAAGGUGUUGGUGAAAAAACGCUGGACAACGCCAACUUUGUCAAGCUCUGCCGCGACUGUCCUCACCUACUCGGCAAUACCUUGAGCAACACCGACGUGGACCUCAUCUUCGUCAAGUGCAAGAAAAAGGGUGAGCGCCGUCUCACCUACGCGCGUUUUCUCAAUGCUAUGGGAAUGAUUGCAGGCCACAAGUACAGCAACAUGCCCCUCAAUACGUCGAUGGCCAAGCUGCUCGAAGCGCACCUCGCCUUCCUACCGUGUCUGCUCGAGAUCACGGACGGCAAAAUGGUUCAAGCUGUGUGGCGCAAACGAGCGGAACAGACCGAGUCGGUCAUACCCACAAUGCCACCUUCGACUUGCGCUUCCAAGAGUACAACCUCAACUGCCGUGCAACGCAAAUAA
This is a messenger RNA of Hyaloperonospora brassicae, 501 nucleotides long. The record is from the annotation of a GenBank genome assembly. Lineage: Eukaryota; Oomycota; Peronosporomycetes; Peronosporales; Peronosporaceae.